Aspergillus steynii IBT 23096 is the source of this 2788-nucleotide messenger RNA. Its product is annotated as NCBP1 family protein. Gene Ontology annotation, cellular component: nucleus; nuclear cap binding complex. The transcript has 7 exons. Gene Ontology annotation, biological process: nuclear-transcribed mRNA catabolic process, nonsense-mediated decay; mRNA export from nucleus. The record is from RefSeq and is a predicted model, not a curated record. NCBI's taxonomy places the organism in Eukaryota, Fungi, Ascomycota, Eurotiomycetes, Eurotiales, Aspergillaceae. Gene Ontology annotation, molecular function: mRNA binding; RNA cap binding. Bases 118 to 2604 code for a protein of 828 amino acids.
GGCAUUUCCAGCUUAUAGCUCUCUACAUUGUAUGUUGCAUUCACCAGUUCCAUUACAGCUCUUACUUUUGAGUACGAAUCGUGCAUAAUAUAGCUUGUACGAGCACAGGGUCCAGUAAUGGCUGACUACGAACGUCGUCAUCAUGGACCUAGGGGUGGUCGCAAGAGGCGCUACAGAGAUGACGAUGACUACGACCGUCGCCAGCGGCGCAGGUAUGAGGAGCCCUUGGUUGUCAAGGUUCGACGGCAACUGCUAAGCAUAGCCGAAUCUGCAGCCAGAAGGGUGGAGGAUGAUGCGGUAAACAUCGCGAAAAGCGUGGCAGACAAUUACGAGGACGAGGAGCUAAGAAACACAUUUGUUGAUAUCUCACUUGACCUUGUUCUUGAACAACCGCUGAAGAUCCCUUUCAUCGCUACUAUAAUCCUCGUUGCGAAUGUCCAUAAAUCAGAGCUUGCCUCCGACGUGCUAAAGAAAGCAGGGGAGCUUGUACAAAACUACGUCAAUGCAGGAGGUUGGCGCGAGACAAAGCUUCUUCUCCGUUUCUUGGGCUGCCUGCAACCCAUCUUCGAAGGCGACGGUAUCUUCCCAAUCCUAGAGGAACUGUUCACUCGCGCCGUUGAUCUUCAGACAACUUCGUCCGAAGAUUUACUUGGAUUGGAGCUCGUGAAGAUAAUCCUGUUUACGAUCCCAUACGUGAUGGCAUCUCCUGCAACUGGCUGCGAAACCUCAGCGACUGCCCUUCUCGAGAAGACAGACAUCAUCGCCUCCACCCCGCACACACUUGUCGAUUUAGUGAACCCCUUUGGUCCAGAGGAUGGGCAACCAGGCGCUAUACAAAGCGUCAUUAGUUUGCUUCAGACUCAGCUCCAGCAAGAGGCCAGCCGAGGCUGGGAACUUGCGUGCCUUCCUCGUCCCUGGAACGGAGUUCAAGCAGAAGAGAAUCAGGAUUCGAUCGAGUCGGCGGCAAAGCAUGCUUUCCCACAAGUAAUCGUUCCUAGCCCGGUCAAGAACGGAACGAGGGCGAUUUUCCCAGAAGUCUACUUUUCUGUGUACUCCAACCAGGAUAUCGAGACCGUCCCUCCCACGUCAGAUAUAUCCUCGUCAUUGUUGCGGGACGCCCUGGUCGACACCAUCAAUAUCCUUGACUUCAAUCGCAUUGCAACAGCCAAGUUUUUAAUAGAUGUUGACUGCUACUUCACGCCCCAUACGUUUGUGAAGCGUGCCACGCCUUUUGACAGGUUGCGGGACAUCCCCGGGGAUCGACCAACGUGGAAGCCAGAGGACGUUGCCGUGGAUGCCGUUUUCUCCCAACUGUUUCACCUACCUUCACCGGAGCAUAAACUUGUCUACUAUCACUCCGUCCUCACCGAAUGCUGUAAAAUCGCACCAGCUGCUAUUGCCCCAAGCUUAGGGCGUGCUAUUCGCUUUUUGUACCGCAGUCUGGAGACCAUCGACCUUGAUCUCAGCCAUCGGUUCUUGGAUUGGUUUUCUCAUCAUCUGAGCAACUUCGGGUUCACGUGGAAAUGGAGCGAAUGGAUCGAUGACCUUGAACUCCCGUCGGUCCAUCCAAAAAUGGCCUUCAUCACUGGGGCGCUCGAUAAGGAGAUUCGGUUGAGCUUUGCUCAGCGCAUUAGAGGGACCCUUCCGGAUCCUUACCAAGAUUUGAUACCAGAGGGAAAGGAGAAAGACACCCCCGAUUUCAAGUACUCGUUUGAUACUACGCCAUAUGCUACCGAAGGGAGGGAGCUCAUGCAGCUUAUCCGUCGGAAAGCUUCUGAUGAGGACAUCCAGCCAGUCAUGUCGUCUAUCGAGGAACAAGCCCAGUCGCUAGGCGUUGACGCUCCAAUGCUUCCUUCAACUGACGCAUUUGUCACGGCCAUCUGCUUUGUAGGCUCGAAAUCUCUUUCGCACGUCUUGUCUUGCAUCGAGAGAAAUAAAGAACGACUCCUGGCCAUCGGACCAAAGUCCCCCCUCGCGCGUCGCCAAAUUAUCUCUUCGGUAAUGGACUACUGGGCCGAUCAGCCUGGCAUCGGCAUAAACAUAAUCGACAAGCUGCUGAAUUAUACUAUCCUGACGCCACUCUCGGUCAUCGAAUGGGCUUUGGUGGACAAACUAGACGCAGGGUCUAUCCUGGCCAAGACACACGUCUUCGAGAUGAUUGCAGCCACAGUCGGGAAGGUCACCAACCGUCUCCGGCAGAUCGUUGCUGCACGGGUUCAGGCAGGCCUGUAUGAGCCACAAUUGAGCGUCCUAGACGAGACUUUGAACCGUGAGAAAGCGGACAUGCAGGCUCUUUUCAAGGUGAUCGAGGAUUCUGUCGUCUCCAUCGCAGGAGGGAGCAAAGACGAGCUAAUGGAACGGGGCGAUGGAAGUGGCGACCUACCGGAAGAUGGAAUCAUCCGACAAUGGGGCACUCGAUGGCUGAGGGUGUUUCGACGGAAGGCUGCCGUCGAAGAAUCAUUCAUCACGGAAGCCAUGAUCUCGGCAACUCCGCUUGGAACCCAGGCACCUGCACUUCCUUCAGGAGACGUUGCCGCUGCUAGCGCACCCGCUGAUGGGGACAUGGAUGUUGCCGAGGCCGAUGGAGCCGUCGACAUGUCGUGAAUUUCUCAAGCGCAUCCCGAUGCUGUUCCCUUCUUGAAAGAUCCCCAUCCGCAGGGGCGUUGAUUGUAGGGGCUAAGAAGAUGUGAAUAUAUGUAUUCCAAAGCUAUUAAGGCAAACAAAUAGCGUGGCUGGGCUGCCACGGAGUCGUGAGAGAUACUGUCACAAAUUUAAUCUUUGCAGUUGU